AUGGGCUUAGUGGCUCGGAAAGUGUCCCUGACGCUGAAAAAAACGAAAGGGGGACAAAUUCAUUGUCGUUUACUGGUCGAAUCGCUUGGUUGCUCUCCUUGUAGACGUCUCCGGUCUGGCUACGCGCAGUUCUUUCUCCUUCUUUCCCCUUCAAGCGUCAGAAUCCAGGCGACCCCUCAUGGAAGCGAUGUAGACCUCUAUGUCGCGGCAAAUAAUGACAUUCUAUACUUCGAAGACCGCAUUCCUCAACUCACUAAGCUGAUGGCUUCUGUUUCUAAUCUGAACGUGUGUUCCAGUUCAAUUGGUUUCACACAAUCCGUUGCACAAUUUGUAGUCUCAACCAACACCAAUGGUGAAGCUGGAUCCACCGUUGUCCUGGGAGACAAUCUCUCCGCCGGAGGACGUAAACUCCUCCACGGUCUACUGGUCGACCCAACCUCCUUUCAGCCUCUCAUCAAUUGGACUCGGCGUCGAAAGCAUCCACAUUCCCGCUCCCUCUGCCGACGACUUCCACAGACCCGUCCUCGUACUGGUUUUCGCGCCAUCGGGCGGUUUCGUAGCAUCCGAUGA
This is a messenger RNA of Mesocestoides corti, 570 nucleotides long. NCBI's taxonomy places the organism in Eukaryota, Metazoa, Platyhelminthes, Cestoda, Cyclophyllidea, Mesocestoididae. The record is from the annotation of a GenBank genome assembly.